AUGGAGGAAAUCGACUCGAACGUGAAGGAGGGGAAUUCCCCCAUAUGCCCCAAUUUGGAGUCCACAAAUGAGGACGAUAAAAUGAGAAGAGACAAAAAUAACAUCAGUCAAUGUGACCCGCCCGUGGAGAAAGGAACAGGUGGUGAUGGAAAUCCCCAUGCGCGCAAAAAGAAUAAUUAUUUCAAUCGAAGGGAGGCCCGGAGGAAGUGGAAACACCACACGGAUGCCCCCCACAACGAGAAGAAACAGAAAGAACAAAACACCUGCAUCGUAUGCCUCCAAAAUGGAGUAGCGAAAUACAAAUUUGUGUGUUGCAGUGAAGGCUACUGCUCUGUCCCCUGCUUUCAGAGGCACGACAGAAAGGCCUGUUUGGAGGAACAAAGGAACAAGGUCAACAGAUUAAAUGAACUUAGCAAUUUACACAGCGAAAAGGAGCAGCAUGGAAAGAGCCAAGUAGAAGAGGAAGAACAAGAAGAGAGGGGUGAUAACCCCACGGAGGAUGAUGAAGAGUCUGAAGAGGACCUGUUAACAGAGGAACAAAAAGUAAAGCUAAAGGAAGACAUUACCUUGAGAAUGCUUCUUAAAAAUAAUUAUGUUCGUUCCGUUUUCAAACAAUGUACUACCUCCAAGGACAAAAUUGCUUAUCUCUCUAAUUACAUUAACGACCCCACCAUUGUGCAGGUCGUUGACCAAAUUAUGAAAUCGGUUGACGCGGGUGACUCGUGA
Messenger RNA from Plasmodium fragile, 726 nucleotides. RefSeq lists its product as uncharacterized. NCBI's taxonomy places the organism in Eukaryota, Apicomplexa, Aconoidasida, Haemosporida, Plasmodiidae. The transcript has a single exon. The record is from RefSeq and is a predicted model, not a curated record. Bases 1 to 726 code for a protein of 241 amino acids.